CCAGUCCCUGUCAUCUGACCAUGUGGAUCUGGUGGUUCCUGCUGGCUAUGGGCGCCUGUGCAAGGAACACAUACUCCCAAGACACCUGCCGGCAAGGACACUCUGGCAUCCCUGGGAAUCCAGGUCACAAUGGUCUACCAGGAAGAGAUGGACGAGAUGGUGCCAAGGGUGACAAAGGAGACAUAGGAUUACCAGGACAUCCCGGUGGCCCAGGGAAGGAUGGAAUUCGUGGGGAAAAAGGAGAACCAGGAGAAGAUGGAAGAGUUGAAGCAAAAGGCAUCAAAGGUGAUCCGGGCUCCAGAGGAUCCCCAGGGAAGCAUGGCCCAAAGGGAUCCAUUGGUCCUACCGGAGAGCAAGGGCUGCCAGGAGAGACUGGCCCUCAGGGGCAGAAGGGAGAUAAAGGCGAUGUGGGCCCCACUGGUCCAGAAGGACUGGUGGGCAGUACUGGACCUUUGGGCCCCAAGGGCUUACCUGGCCCAAUGGGCCCCAUUGGCAAACCAGGUCCUAAGGGAGAAGCCGGACCCAUGGGCCCCCAGGGGGAGCCCGGAGUCAGAGGAAUAAGAGGCUGGAAAGGUGAUCGAGGAGAGAAAGGGAAAGUGGGAGAGGCUCCCAUCUUCCCCAAGAGUGCUUUCACAGUGGGGCUCACGGUGAUCAGCAAGUUCCCUCCUCCUGAUGCACCCAUCAAAUUUGAUAAGGUCCUAUACAAUGAACUGAACCAUUACAAUGUAGCGACAGGGAAAUUCACCUGCCAUGUGGCUGGUGUCUACUACUUCACCUUCCACAUCACUGUUUUUUCCAGGAAUGUGCAGGUCUCUUUGGUCAAAAAUGGGGCUAAAGUCCUGCAUACCAAGGAUGGUUACAUGAGCUCCGAAGACCAGGCCUCCGGUGGCAUUGUGCUGGAAUUGAAGCUUGGGGACGAGGUGUGGAUGCAGGUGACAGGAGGAGAGAGGUUUAAUGGCUUGUUUGCAGAUGAGGAUGAUGAUACCACAUUCACCGGCUUCCUUCUCUUCAGCAGCUCAUGACACAAAGGACUCAUCAUGGUGCCCCAAACUAGCUCAGGGAAGGUGGGAUGUGACUGUAUCCACUCCUCCAAUUAUUGUAUCAAUCCUAAAAUGUAGAGGUGGAAUGCUAAUCCUACAAUUCCAGUCAUUU
Molecule: messenger RNA, 1152 nt
Organism: Phodopus roborovskii (desert hamster)
Lineage: Eukaryota; Metazoa; Chordata; Mammalia; Rodentia; Cricetidae
Product: complement C1q and tumor necrosis factor-related protein 9
Exons: 3
Coding region: 21-1022 (333 amino acids)
Molecular function (GO): protein binding
Source: RefSeq, a predicted model, not a curated record